AUGGGGGGAGAACACGACGAACAUAGCUCAAACCAAAGCACCACCUUGGUUACCCACCUGUCUCACAAUGGGCUUUUGCCGAGCCACAUCUACUUCGGCAGCUGCUUCUUUGUCCUUGGUACUUGGUGGCUCAUUGCCAUUCUCCGGUCUCGGUACAGACGAGACAAGCGCAAAGAGGUUGCUCUGGCCUACCCUGGAAGGUGUGAUUCCUGCUCUAGCAAACUAAUUGAAGGUCUAGUGAAGUUGGUCGUCUGCAUUGUGGGCGUUAUUAUCGAGCAGACUACGGUAAAGUUCCUGGAGCGUCCAGCAAACUACACCUAUGACUCAAUCUACGUCAGCUUCAUGCUUGCUGCUGUGGUUGACAUCUUUGGCGGUCUGCGCAUCGCACUUCCCGAAGGUAUCGAUUUUCUAGCUCACUCAGUGGCUUUUGCAAAUCUUGGGAUAUUAGCUAGGUCUCAUGCAUGGGGUCACCUACAUUUAACUGUUGCUACCCGAAUGCUCACAUCCUAUGUGGCUAUUUCGGCUACGCUGGCACUUGUUUUGGAGCUUCACAGACCUCAAUCUCACAUCCUUCAAUUUAUUCGAACUGGGGCUGUAAUGCUUCAGGGUGUUUGGUUCUGGCAGGCUGGUAUCGUGUUAGAUUCACCAUUCGCAAGACGCUGGGUGGAGAACGACCACGGCAAUCUAAUGUUCAUCACGAUUGCGUUUGCCUGGGACAUGUGUGGUGUGGUGCUCUUUCAGACUUUCAUUGCUGUCGUCGUAGCAAAAUUAAUGGGAAGGAGAGAGUUAGAAGCUCCAAUGCACCGCCUUCGAGGUAGCAAGCAAAAUGGACCGAGUGGACCUGUCAACACAGAGGUAGGAGACGGCUACAAACCUCUUCAAUCCACGGAACCACUUGAAAUCGACCAUUCUAGUGCAGCCAGCUAA
Molecule: messenger RNA, 927 nt
Organism: Hydatigera taeniaeformis
Lineage: Eukaryota; Metazoa; Platyhelminthes; Cestoda; Cyclophyllidea; Taeniidae
Source: the annotation of a GenBank genome assembly